GCGAGACUUCUCCGAGCCCUCCCUCUUGCGCCUCUCCAGCCGACAUGCCGUCCAGACUGAGGAAGACCCGAAAACUCCGGGGCCACGUGAGCCACGGCCACGGCCGCAUCGGCAAGCACCGGAAGCACCCCGGAGGUCGGGGUAAUGCUGGCGGCAUGCAUCACCAUAGAAUCAACUUUGACAAAUACCAUCCAGGUUACUUUGGGAAAGUGGGCAUGAGGCAUUAUCACUUAAAGAGAAAUCAAAGUUUCUGCCCAACUGUCAAUCUUGACAAACUGUGGACGUUGGUCAGUGAGCAGACACGGGUUAAUGCUGCCAAAAACAAGACUGGAGCAGCUCCUAUCAUUGAUGUGGUGCGAUCGGGCUACUACAAAGUUCUGGGGAAGGGAAAGCUCCCGAAGCAACCAGUCAUUGUGAAAGCCAAAUUCUUCAGCAGAAGAGCUGAAGAGAAGAUUAAGGGAGUGGGAGGGGCAUGUGUCCUGGUAGCUUGAAGUUACAAAGGAAGCUUCAUUAAAGGAUACAACUGCUUUUCUCUUACUGUCUGAAUGUAGGUUCUUCGAUACUGCUCCAUCUCCCUGUACACAGAAACUAUUAAGUUCC
Molecule: messenger RNA, 600 nt
Organism: Suncus etruscus (white-toothed pygmy shrew)
Lineage: Eukaryota; Metazoa; Chordata; Mammalia; Eulipotyphla; Soricidae
Gene: RPL27A
Product: ribosomal protein L27a
Exons: 5
Coding region: 45-491 (148 amino acids)
Biological process (GO): translation
Cellular component (GO): cytosolic large ribosomal subunit; ribosome
Molecular function (GO): structural constituent of ribosome
Source: RefSeq, a predicted model, not a curated record